Molecule: messenger RNA, 2364 nt
Organism: Vitrella brassicaformis
Lineage: Eukaryota; Vitrellaceae
Source: the annotation of a GenBank genome assembly
CAGAAAAUCCCCUUCACCCACUCACUCAUCCAUCCGUACUUGUCCUUUUCAACCACACACGUGUCCGAUGUCGAUCGUCGGCAGAUCUUCCAUUACUCCGCGCUGAGUUUCAAUCCAUGGUACAUGACAGGUGUCACCGACGUGCUAAACAAAAGAAAGAGACAGAGUGCCUACGUUCUACCGUCCACACGCAUCCGUCCACAGAAAAUCCUACCUACUUGCGCGACUCACUUGCAUUCCCCAUGCACCCCACACGCGCUUCCAUAAAGUGAGCUUGUGCGCCACUGCUUGGCUGUCCGGCACGUUCAAGUGAUAAACUUACAGGCGCACCCAGAUCCCCCGACAGGGAGAAAAACAAAAAAAAUGCCAAAACCGGCCAACACUGGUCCACACAUCCAUCACAUCUGUCCAUGGACCCUCCAACAAAUGGGCGCCGCCGCCCUCAUCUCUCCCCAUCCACAUCACAUCCGUCAACAAAUGAAUACCCCGCCCGUCCUUCCAGAAAAAAGAGAGAGACACGCACACGGCCGAGAGAGAAAAAAGCACAUACACAAUCAGAUAAUAGUCAGACUUUGGUGCUGACGGCGAUGCCGCUGGGCGGCUGCUUCUUGUCUGCAGCUGUUGGUGCACUGCCCGACUCGGGGACAACGUCGGGCAGCUGCCAGAGCUUGCCGUGGGUGUCGACGUAAUAGACCUCCGUGCGGUCCUCAUGCCUGCAGACAGUUACAUUACACCACACAGACGGACAGUCAGACGGACAGGCGGAUGUGUGUAUGUACGAUCCAUGGUACACACGUACCACAUCCACAGUUUGCGCUCUCCGCCCUCCGGUGUGGCUUCCUUCUUGCCGUUGCCGAACCGCCUAUCGCGGAUCUGGCGAUAAAUCCUGUCCGCGUCAGCCGAAUAACGCACCGCAGCACGGCGGAACGUUCGCACGCCUUUUGGACACACACACACACAGACACACACACACAGAGAGAGAGAGAGAGAUGGAGAUGAAUGGGAGCCAGACGCAUCCGGUGGCCGGGCUGGGUUGGCACUCACCGCCACAGACGAAGAACGGGCAGCUGCAGAGCCUGACGGGUGUGCCGUAGAAGAGCAUCCACCCCCACACGAGCAGCACGGCACACAUGGCCCACCAAGCGGGCUCGCGAUACAUGCCGUGCAGCAAGGCGCACAUGAGGAUCACGUACAGCACUCCACACACGUGGAACAACACAUUCGACCUGCAGGCAUAUAUAGCACAGUUGACACACUGACUGAUGCGAUGCGACCGACUGCCUUUGUCUCCUUCUCUCUGUGUGGCUGUGCUGUGUGUCUGCGCUCACACGUGGAACCAUCGGUGGUAUUUCCACAGCAGCGGCGGCUUGGCGAUGAAGAUGUGCCAGAAGAGGGGCAGAAUGACCAUCCCCGCCGUCAGCAGAAUGUACAUCAGCAGCAGCGGGAUGAAAAAAGACCGGUUGUUCUGGCUCCUCGCGCGCUGCUCGGACGACAGCACGAUGGCAAAAACGAUCGCCCACGGAAUCAGCAGGAUGGGGGCACCCGUCAGCAACGCAGAGCGCCACGACAGCUUCCUGACCACACACACGACAAACACCAAUUCAUUCAAAGGGGAUGGAUGACACACACAUGUGCUUACCCCUCGAGCAUGUCGGCACAUGCGUGGAUUUGCGUGUUCCUGUCGGCACGAAGCAGCGUCGGCUCGGUCUCGUCCGCCCGCUGCAGCGGCUGCUGCCUCCCCUCACGGACAACGCCCGGCUCCAGAUCGACGCUCGGCUUCUUGGACGAGGUUGCAGACUCCCGCCUCUCGUACUCUCGUUUCUGCUUGCGCGACGGCGUCACCUUGAGGUCCAGGCCGCUGUAGAGCAGCUUCCACCCCGGCCCGUCGAUUUCGGCGCCCUCCUCCUCGUCGACAGGCGGCUUGGGCGGCGGCAGGUCGGGCAUGCCGCCGCCGCCGAAGCUCCAGGGGAAGCUGAUCUUGAACGAACGGCGGCUCCUGGACUCGGUGGACCCCUGGGUGUGGCCAAUCGGCAAAAUGUUGGUGUGCGUGGCGGCUGCAGCGGUUCCUGUGGCUCCUGUGGCCUCGGUGGUGGCGCUUCUGUCGUCGUCUCUCUCCAUUCUCUCGAGUGAUGCCUGGGAUGCGGGGAAGGGGUUGGAUGAGCCGCUCUGAGGGGCAGCGGGUGCCUGUGCCUGCUGUGCGGGACUCUCCUCUGCGGAUGGCUCGGCGGCCUCUGGGAAGGGGUUGGUCUCCUCCGCCUUGCCAUCGACCUCCCCAGCGAAGGGAUUCACCCCUUCCUCUUUCCUCUCCUCCAUCGCAACCCCUUCAGCCUUCUUCUCUUCCGGCGUGGCCAUGACGCGCCGGAA